CUCGCUAGUGAUUGGCUAGUUAUCCGUGCAAGCAAAACAUUCCUCUCAAGGCAAGUAGUGCAGACGAAAUAAUAUUGCUUUUAAUCGACGUUUAGACAGAAAUCGGAUACAGGACCGGAUUUUGUUCAGACGAACUGACCUUGUCAUAACAAGUUGUAAACAGACUCAUUGUUUACAAACACAACCAGGCCAACACGAGGAUAUUGGUGGGAAUUGUUUGUUGCCAGUGAGUGCACUCUUGUGGUCUGCAUGUCUGAACUAGAGGACGCAGACACUAACAAACUGAACAAUGAGAGAGGAAAUAGCGGCAGCUGUUGUCUUUCUGAAAAGACUAAUGCAGAAAUGCGAGUCUCUUCCCACUGGAAAAUUGGAAAUAUUUAUUAAGUGUCUGUCAUCAGUGUUGAUUGACCGAUUCCGGGACCAUUGGUACAAGGAAAAGCCAACAAGAGGACAAGGAUAUCGGUGCAUUACAUUUAGCCCAGCAGAACCUGUGGAUCCAGUCUUGGAGAGGGCUGCUUAUGUGUCCGGCAUCAGUCUCCAGGAACCGUUGCUGCCCAUAGAGAUGACACUUUGGGUGGACCCUAAUGAAGUUUGCUGCAGAUUCGGUGACAUCAGAGCCAACUACUGCAUGGUUGCGUCAAUGAAGGACGGAUCCCUUGACAACAAGGCCCACACGCUGGAUGUGUCCGACCUGAUCCUGCAAGCCAAGGAGCUCUACAACAAACAGCUGAACAUCACGACAACACGUGUCAACUCCAACUCCAAGCCCUUGGACAAGCCCAGGUCGUGGCAGGUCCCCCCGAACAGCCGCCCAGUAUCACAGACUGACAACCAUCACUUCACCAACAACCACAACAACAACGCGUCGGCAGACAAGGACACCAGACAGGUUGACAACAGCAACAACAACAACAAAAAGUUUUUUAACCAGAAUCACCGACGGCAGCAACAAUUUAACAAUUUCAACAACAGGCAGCCUUUUGGACAACUGGACAAUGGUCGACCGUUCAUCCCCCCUGAUUUCAGUGUCCCCCCUCCCCCUCCUCCUCCCCCCAUGGGCUUCAAGCCCUGGCAAGCACCUGGGGCAUACUCCCCACCAGCAAAGAACAAGAACUUGAACACCAGUUUCCGCAACAAGGGCUUCAAUUACAAACAUGGGCCUCCCAAACUGGGACAGGGUCUGCCGCCCAACAACGAUCGCUUCCACUGGCAGAAAGAUUUGAAGACUGUCAGUUAAAAUCUUCGUACAGCAUUUAUACAUAUGUCCAGCGUGUGCAUGGUCUUUGUUGGUGAAUGAUCAGUUAUGAUGGAGCAUUUGAAAGCUUUAGUUCAGUGAAUUUCAUCCCUGAGAUUCAAGCUGCACAGGUUCCUAGCCGAAAGGCGCAAUUUGUUUCUUUAUUUGCUGUUAAGGAUAAGAGAGAUAGAUAAGAGAUAAGAGAAGCCCAAGAUUGGUAAACUUCUGUUCAGUUGAGUAAGCUCGGCUAAUAAUGGUCCAUAUAAGAACAUAAUAGAACAUGAAAUUCUACUGGAAAAUGAUGCUAGAAAACAUCCGUGUUGACUAGUUGUCUCAAAACCUUUGGCACAGACUGGACUGAGACGAGUAUUGUAACAUUAACUUACAACAAGUAUCUGACGUUUCUACCAACUGGAAACUGAUGCAGAUGAAGUGUAUCAUUCAAAAGCUGAAAUGGUUACCAGACGUGCCUGUCCUGUUUCUAAAUCUACUCAUUGAGAGGAUUUCCCCAUUUUCUUUUGGCCUCAUCCAUGUAAAAGGGACGGGUUGGACUGAGUGCACCCACUAGUGCCAGAUAAUCUAGGGGAGUUAGUUGAUUUAUCCCUAAACUUUAGCUGUUUUAACAAAACGAGCAGAGGGCUAGUGUCUACCCCUGUAACGGUCGGGUAGCCUAGUGGUUAAAGCGUUCGCUCGUCACGCCGAAGACCCGGGGUUCGAUUCCCGACAUGGGUACAAUCUGUGAAGCCCAUUUCUGGUGUCCCCCGCCAUGAUAUUGCUGGAAUAUUGUUAAAAGCGGUGUAAAACCAUAUUCACUCACUCACUACCACUGUAAUUCUUACUGAGGUCAUUAUUAAAGUUGUGUUUAUCCACUUUUUAAAACAAUCUGUUACACAUUCAUGAUCGCAAAAGUAAUAGAAUUUCUCAAAAGAUAAAUUGAACGUUUCGUUGUCUUGGUUCUCUGAAAAUGGUAUGCAUAUGAUUGUGUCCGUAACUGAUCUGUCACUAACAAUGUGGAUGCUCUUUCUGCAGUGUCGGAAGUCAAGGCUGUCCAGGUGUCCUUGAGGUUUGCUGUGUAUGUUGUAUAUGAAAUCAAGGGACCCCUAAAAUAUCUAACUUUUAGGAUUGGUGCUUUGACAAGGACCCUUUGGCUUCGGGCCUAAUUUCGGACACUGCCGUUUGGGUUUCCUCGUAGGUGUCACAACCGGGCACUUGCCUGUACAUAUUCUGAAGUAUUUAUUACAUUGUUGAAGGCAGAGUGCCCAUGUCAGGCCCAAAAAAUAGAUGUGUGUCAGGUGACUGACUGACAUAUCAGAAUUUUAGGUAUUAUUGUUUCCGUGAAUAUGUUUGUAAUUUGUAGGUAAAUAAGUUACCCGGUAAUUAUUACCGGUACAGUUGAUUCUUAUUUAAUUUAUAUUUUCCUUUUUACAUGUUUUACUUUGGUCAGGAUUAAAAAAAAUUAAUAUGAAAAAACAUUGAUCGAUCAGUAUGGGUUUAAGGUUGAUUGAAUUUAUAUAUUUUAAAUACCGGGUACAAGCAAGGGGUGGUACACUACCAUAUUGUCAAUUAUGAACAUUUGAAAUAUUUUUUAUUAUUAUUUAAAAUGAUUUUGUUAGUUUUAUUGUUCACCUAAAACAGGAAAUUAAGUUGAUCUAGCCUGGAAUUUAUUUAUAAAAAUUUAUUAUCGCAUUAAUUCCUGAUUUGUAUGAAAGCUAACUAAAUGGGUUGUUACUAAAUGCUUGUUUUUUCACCUGAAACACAGCUGCUAUUUUUGGUCUUACUCUUUUGAAGACGUUGUUGAGGUCUAUGAUCUCACUUGGACAGUAUUGUGUUCCAUGGAGAAGCAAUGUGUGGUUCUCAUUACGCCAAGGCAAUGUGGAGUUGGUGGGGUCGAUAUUUUCACAAGGGUUUAUCUAGGAUCUUCCACUGUAAUUGUCUGAGAUGACAGCGACAAGCAUCCAUCGACUACUCUCUUUAUCUGCCUUACAUUUAUAAAAAAACUUGUAAUUUCCUCCUAUGGCCAUUUUUCCACUUUCUUUUCAUCUUCAAAUUGUAUUUGCCAGUAGGGUCGUAAAGAUAUUCUACAGUUUGGUUCAGCGCAAUGUUUGGUACCAUGAUACAAGGUUGGUAACCUUACAUUAGUGUUUAUAAAAAAAAUACAAGUACCGUAUUUGCCGUAAUAAGCGUCCCACUCUAAUAAGUGCCCACGGCAAUAUUGGCUAAUAUAUUGGCUAGUGAACAAUCCCAAUUAGCACCCAUUCCAAUUGAUCAAUGUACACAAGACUUAUAUAUUUGUGUAUAAUAUGCACUCAAGUGUUAGAAAUUGGCCCUAGUCCUA
Messenger RNA from Haliotis rufescens (red abalone), 3569 nucleotides. RefSeq names its product maternal B9.10 protein-like. The record is from RefSeq and is a predicted model, not a curated record. Bases 290 to 1237 code for a protein of 315 amino acids. NCBI's taxonomy places the organism in Eukaryota, Metazoa, Mollusca, Gastropoda, Lepetellida, Haliotidae. Gene Ontology annotation, cellular component: nucleus; cytoplasm. The transcript has 3 exons. Gene Ontology annotation, biological process: negative regulation of mitotic cell cycle; negative regulation of cell population proliferation.